AUGGACGACUCGAUUUGGACCGAUUUAUGCAAACAGCCCACUCAGCCAGUCUCCACUGAAAAGUACGCAAAGCUUGUCUACGAAUCAACCACUCGACUCCAUCAAUCCAUUCAAUCGAUCUUGUCCACUCUGGAUCGGCGCGCCAUGCCAUUGUCAAAGCUUGCCAACUUUGAUUGUGCUCUUCGUGAUGCCAAAGCUAUGCAGCAGAUCUCGCCCACUUCACCACUUGGAUAUGUACGUGCCGCCACCAUUUACAGCGAGCAAGGAAAACAGCGCGAUCUCAUUGAUGUUUGCAACAAAGCGCUCGACACUAUUGAUACCAAAAAUCCCGGCUAUGCAGCACUGCUACCUAUCAAGGUCGAUGCUAUGCAACAGCAGGAUAAACGCAUCGAUUUCAUAAGCGAGCUUCCUAUCGACAUUGUUGCUGCAACGCUUAUUCCUAUGAUUGCUGGUGAUUCAGCUUUGGAUUCAUUAAAGCCAUGUCCCUAUUUGCAUGUGUCAAAUGCAUGGCGUGAUUACUUUUUGCGAUGUUCACAUGGAUUGCGUUUCAAGACUGGGGACAAGGAAGAAGAGGAAGACCUUGAAAAGUGUUCAAAAUUAGUGAGGUUUGCUCGGCACAUCAAGGCAUUGCAUGUUCGCGAAUAUUCCAAAGGAACCUGGCUCUCUGAUUUAUUACGUGAGAAUGAUUUUUCUUCGCUGCAGGAGUUGUACGUGGAUGGAAUGGGACCUGGCUAUAUGGAUUGCUUUGUUUCGUUGUUGCAAUCAAUCGGCAGCACAUUGACACAUUUGGAUAUUCCUGAAGACUAUGACGCCCUGGUGCCUGUGGCGAGAGUAUUAUCAGCUUGUCCCAACCUCGUUUCGCUUACAAUGCACGAGCCCAAUUUUGACGAUUUCAAGCAUGUCCCGAUGACACCAUGGCCAAACAUGACGACAUUAUCGCUCUUCUGCCAAGGAGCAAGCCUUGAUCGUGAUGAGAUAAUACGCAUCUGCCAGCGGUUUCCAGCUCUCAGGAAAUUUGACCUUCACUCAUGUACGGAUAUGGAAUCGGCGCUCAUCAUACCAAGAUAUUGCCCUUUGUUGAAAAGUGUUGAGCUUGCGUUUGAGGAACUCUCUGUGGGGGUUGCCUACUCAGAUCGCAACACUGGAUCUGAAAAGGUUGAGGUUACCAAGAUUUCUGUUUGCAUGGACGAUUGGGAAGAAUUUAGCGAUGUUGCGUUUACGCAUUUGUAUCCUGCUUUAAGACAGAAUCAUACAACACUCGAAGAAAUCCAAUGGGAUAUUUCGCCCGAAAGAGACUUCCACGACCUUGACAACAUCCAAUACCCUCGGCUGAAGAAGCUAUCACUCCUCACGUCCGCACCAUCGAUAAUAGACAACGCGGCUAUACUUGAAGAAUUGAAGAUGACAUCAAAAGCAAUCAAAGCGAGCCCUACUAUUCUUGAUACAAUCCCAUCCACUUUGAAGAAGGUCAAAUUGAAAUUGGAUGGUGGUCGGGACCACGUUGACACAAACACCAUCGCACGCUAUCUUGGUCGUGUGGUUAAGCAAUGCCAAAUACAUGAACUUACUAUACACUUCGACACGUCGGUUGCCUUUGAGAGCGUGCUUCAUGCCAUCUACCGUUUCAACAUGCUUCAAGGUCUAAUGCUCUGCUUCAGCGGGAAUUGGGAGCCGUUUCAAAUGGAAAGGUUCCUUGACAGGCUUGUGAACAAAUGUCCUUAUCUAUCUUGCCUUGAGAUCAAUUGUAUGAAUGCCCCAUCAAUCUCUUCCAUAAAUGCAUUGAAACGACUUGUACACCUCAAGCAAUUUUCCUUUUCUACCAAGGACAUGGGCCCCUAUGACAGCUUUUGGCUUACGCUUCGAACGUUUUCUCAACUCAGGUGUAUCCGGGUACGGCCGGAAGAUCCAGUCACCAAGGUUCAAAUUCGACAUCUCACGAAACACAGGCCAGACAUGAAUGUUAUUAUAGAUGGAUGGUACCAACCAUUCUGA
Molecule: messenger RNA, 1992 nt
Organism: Lichtheimia ornata
Lineage: Eukaryota; Fungi; Mucoromycota; Mucoromycetes; Mucorales; Lichtheimiaceae
Exons: 2
Coding region: 1-1992 (663 amino acids)
Molecular function (GO): protein binding
Source: RefSeq, a predicted model, not a curated record